Messenger RNA from Spea bombifrons (plains spadefoot toad), 3265 nucleotides. It is a transcript of the gene UNC45B, whose product is annotated as unc-45 myosin chaperone B. Bases 147 to 2930 code for a protein of 927 amino acids. NCBI's taxonomy places the organism in Eukaryota, Metazoa, Chordata, Amphibia, Anura, Pelobatidae. Gene Ontology annotation, molecular function: Hsp90 protein binding. The transcript is spliced from 20 exons. The record is from RefSeq and is a predicted model, not a curated record.
UGACCCAGCAUUCCACCGAGCUGGACCAGUUCAUUGAGAUCUAUAUAUAACACAGAGGAGGGACAUCAUACCAAAGAACCACAAAGAAGUUUAGCAACAGAAGGGAAAAGGGUGACCUACUGAAGACAAGGAUUCCAGAGCACAAGAUGGAAGACCCGAAUCAACUAAAAGAAGAAGGAAACAAGUAUUUCCAAGCAAAUGAUUAUGAUCAAGCGAUUGAUUCUUAUACCAAAGCCAUUAAACUUGUAAAAGAUAAGAAGGUGUUGGCUGUUCUGUAUCGUAAUAGGUCAGCGUGUUAUCUGAAAAAGGAAAACUAUGUACAGGCAGCAACAGAUGCAACAAAAGCUAUUGAUCUAGAUGGGUCAGAUAUCAAAGCCUUGUACAGGCGUUGUCAGGCAUUAGAGAAACUUGGAAAGCUGGACCAAGCCUUUAAGGAUGUUCAGAGGUGUGCAACCCUGGAGCCAAAAAAUCUGACAUUCAGAGAAACUCUGCACAGACUGGGCACCGACAUCCAGGAGAAGCUCCGUGUUCAGUUCUCUACUGACUCCCGGGCUCAAAAGAUGUUUGAGAUACUUCUGGACCCCAACAGUGAAAAAGAAAAACGAGAAAAGGCUGCCAACAACCUGAUAGUCCUGGGCAGGGAGGAUGCAGGUGCCGAGAGAAUUUUUCAGAACAACGGUGUGAACCUGCUCCUGCAGCUGGUAGAAACCAAAGACCCAGAAUUGAUUUUAUCGGCAGUGAGGACACUUUCUGGAAUGUGUACCGGACACAGGGCAAGGGCAACAGCCAUCUUACACCUUGUAGGCUUUAAACGAAUCUGCAGUAUAAUGGCUGUGGACAACGAGGAGAUUGCUUUAGCAACGUGCAACUUGGUGCAGAACAUUGUGGACUCCUUAACCGGAGAGGACAAGAAAGUCCAUGGGAAGGAUGAAGCUGUGGUAUUAGACAGUAAAAAAGAUCUGAGGAUGAUCACCACCGAUUUGUUGGAUAUGCUUGGAAGUAAGAAGGUGUCAGGGCAUGGAAGAGAUCAAGCCUUGAACCUACUCAAUAAGAACAUCCCUCGCAGUGACCUCUCAAUUAAAGAUAAUUCCAAGACACUUUUUGUGGUGGACACAGGUUUGAAAAAGAUUCUAAAAGUUUUGGGACAGAUACCGGAAUUACCCAAUUGUUUGCCUCUGACUGUAAACACGCGAAUAAAUGCCUCUGUUCUUAUAAAUAAGCUGUACGAUGAUCUGAGGUUUGACCCAGAGAGAGACAACUUCAGAAUUCUCUGUGAGGAGUAUAUAACUGGAAACUUUGACCCCAAAAAUAUGGAGAAGAACCUGCAUGCCAUCCAGACUUUAUCAGGAAUCUUGCAGGGCCCCUUUGAUCUUGGCAACAAGCUCCUUGGUUUGCAGGGGGUGUUAGAAAUGAUGGUAGCACUAACCGGAUCAGAUAAUGAGAUAGACCAGUUGAUUGCAGUGGAAGCCAUAAUUCAUGCUUCCACCAAGCUCAGCCGUGCUACCUUUAUCAUCACCAAUGGAGUAUCCAUGCUUAAGGAGAUCUACAAGAAGACAAAGAAUGAAAAGAUAAAAAUACGUGCUCUGGUGGGUCUCUGCAAACUAGGAUCUGCUGGUGGUACAGACUAUGCAUUACGACAGUUUGCAGAAGGAUCUACCGAUAAACUAGCCAAGCAAUGUAGAAAGUGGCUGUGUAACCCAAGCAUUGACAUACAGACCAGGAAGUGGGCGGUGGAAGGUCUGGCUUAUUUGACGUUAGAUGCUGACGUGAAGGAUGACUUUGUAGAAGAUGAGCAAGCCAUGCAGGCCAUGUUUGAACUAUCUAAGACAAGUGAUAAAACAAUCCUUUACUCUGUGGCCACAACCCUGGUUAACUGCACAAACAGUUAUGAUGUGAAGGAGGUCAUACCUGAACUGGUACAACUGGCAAAGUUCUCCAAACAGCAUGUACCCGAGCAGCAUCCAAAGGAUAAGAAGGAUUUCGUAUUAAAACGCGUCAAGAGGCUACUAAAGGCUAAUGUUAUCUCUGCUCUUGCGUGCAUGGUGAAAGUGGACAGUGCCAUCCUUACAGAUCAAACCAAGGAGCAGUUAGCCAGGGUCUUCCUAGCAUUGUGUGAAGAUCCCAAGGACCGAGGCAUCAUUGUUGCUCAAGGAGGAGGAAAGGCCAUGAUCCCAUUGGCUCUGGAAGGCACAGAAGUAGGAAAGACAAAAGCUGCUCAUGGUUUGGCUAAGAUUGCAGCAGUAUCAAACCCGGACAUUGCAUUCCCUGGAGAAAGAGUUUAUGAAGUUGUACGACCUCUAGUCAGUCUCCUGAGCACAGAUAAAGAUGGCAUGCAGAACUUUGAAGCCCUUCUAGGUCUGACCAACCUAGCUGGGAGGAGUGACAAGUUGAGGCAGAAAAUUAUAAAGGAGAAGGCCCUUCCUGAUAUCGAGAACUACAUGUUUGAGAAUCAAGAGCAGAUUCGGCAAGCUGCCACUGAAUGCAUGUGCAACUUGGCUGUGAACAAAGAGGUUCAAGAGAGGUUUGUGGCAGAAGGGAAUGAUCGUCUAAAACUAGUGGUGUUAUUAUGUGGGGAAGAUGAAGAAUUGAAGCUCCAGAGAGCAGCAGCAGGAGCCCUGGCGAUUCUGACAUCCUCUCAAAAGAAACUAUGCCAGAAGAUGCCAGAAGUGACAACCCAAUGGCUGGAGAUCUUGCAAAGACUUUGCCUAAAUGAAGACAUACAGGUCCAGCAUCGGGGAAUUGUGAUCGCCAAUAAUCUUAUCUGUGCAGAUAAGGAACUGGCAAAGAAGCUGGUGGAAUCAGAAAUGCUGGAGAUCCUAACAGUCAUUGGCAAGCAGGAGGAUGAUCCCAGCAAGCAGGAAAUUAUCAACGUGGCCAGAGAAGCUCUUGUAAAGUGCCUAGAUUAUGGUCUGAUAAAGCCCUUUUCUUGAGUCGUUUUACCCAUUUAAGAUAUGUCUGCCAUAUUCAUAUCAUAUGUGACAAAUAGUUUGUAUGUCACCAUUGUGUGGUCUUGCAUAACGUCUUGCAGUGGGGGAUGGAUAUGUCAUUCACACCUUGAAUAAUACAUUGUAAACAUACCAAAGAUAUCUUGUACCAGAAGAGCCAUUAUUUAUUUUCUGACUGUAAAGGUUUUCUAAGUGUGAUCGCAAGUCUAUGUUUCAAUUCUUGGCACGUGUCCUUAAAGUAAUGUUGUAAUUCUGGAAUUUGACGCAUGGUUUCUGCCACACAGAUUAUGACUUUUUACAAUGAAUGGAAAACAUUGAAA